CCAUUCCGCUCGACUGUCAAUGUGUCGUGCCGUUUUUCUUUCAAAAACCAAUUAAACGCCUAGUUUUUUUUUUACUUUGAACGUAGAGUCAUUGUAAUCCUUACGUAAUUAUUUUGUUGUUUUUACAAAACAAUCCUUUACGAAUUGGAUUUGGGUAAAUGACUCGACGAGUGAAAAAAAAUCUACGCUCUGCCAACGACACAAUGUGCUCUCAUUGCUAAACAUCAUACACUAAAGUUGCCAAAAUGUGGUUGAUAGAAAUUAUCGAGUACUUAAAGAGCCCGCAUCUCGUUGCUAACAUACAGGAGUUUUUCGGAAUACAAAUAAAUUAUAAAACUAAGCGUUCCGAGAGUUUCAGGUUAUCCGAUAAUAAGGAGCAAAAUGGAUAUAUUAAAAUGGAUAUACCAUUCUGCAGAGAAGUUGCGUUGAACGAACUCGAAUGUUCCUCCAAUAGAUAUUUAAUGAAAUUAGAAUCUCCAGAAUUUAUCAUUAAGAAUCGUUUUUGGUAUUACUUGUUUUUAUUUGGUACAGAAUUAGGGGAUGAAAUUUUUUAUUCCGCAUUCAUACCCUUUUGGUUUUGGAAUAUCGAUGGCGCUGUCGGCCGGAAAGUGAUCUUAGUAUGGGCCGUUGUUAUGAGCAUUGGACAAGCAUUGAAAGAUGUGAUUUGUUGGCCAAGACCGGCUUGUCCACCAGCCGUCAGAUUGCAAAACAAAUGGUCCGAAGAAUAUGGAAUGCCGUCGACUCACGCUAUGAUCGGAAUUUCAAUUCCUUUCAGCGUACUGAUAUUUACCAUGAACAAAUACAUCUAUUCGUUUUCAAUUGGUUGCACGAUAGCUUUCUUCUGGUGUAUGCUUAUCUGCGCGAGUCGACUCUAUUUGGGAAUGCAUACGGUAUUGGAUAUUAUAGCGGGACUGCUAUUAGCUAUCAUGCUGAUGAUUCCAUUGGUACCUCUAGUAGAUGCAUUAGAUUAUUAUACCGUUACUAACGUCUGGGUUUUAACACUUUUAAUAUUAAUUAGCGUCAUCGCUGUGGUUUAUUAUCCGUGUAGCAAUAAAUGGACGCCAACUCGCGGCGACACAACUAUGGUUGUUUCUGUAACUGCUGGAGUUCACGCAGGAGCAUGGUUAAAUUAUAAGGCGGGCACGCUUUCACUUUCGCUUCUUCCACCACCAUACGAUAUUAUUUGGCCAUCCUAUCGUAUGUUAGGAUGUAUGAUUUUUAGAACGUUACUUGGUUUCUGUAGUAUCAUUGGAACGAAGGCUGUUUGUAAAUCGUUUUGUUAUACCGUAAUAUGUGCCAUACUUAAAGUCAAUUCUAAAGAGCUGAUGAAAAGUGAAAACUAUUUGGAAAAUAAGAAAAAAAUUUUCACCGAUCUAGUCUAUAAAUAUCUAACUUGUUUCAUGAUAGGUGUGAAUACGGUAUAUCUUUUGCCAAAUAUCUUUGCUAUAAUUGGCAUCGAACGGUCACCAUUCUAUACAGAGUUCUAAGAUGAUAUUCGAUCUGCAUAUAUAAUAUUGCGUAUAUGUUGUUACGCAUUUGGCAGAUAUCUCUUGUAUGUGCGAGUUCAAUUACCGAAGCCUCGUCGAUACGUCGUAAUCGAUUGAUUGGUCUUCUUUUAAUUAUGAUUCGAUAAACAUGAUACAUUUAGAUGCAAUUGUAAAUAACAUAUAACAUUCGUCACUUCGUUUAAAUGUCUAUUGUAUUCAAAUAAUUUUAAGCUUCGUAGAUGAGCAUUUAUUGUACAAAUAAAACUUGGUAUUAUAUAUGUAAAAAGUAAUUACUACAAUGUAAUUACUACAGUUAAAACUAUCUUCGGAAAUGUACCAUCUUGUCGAAAAUGAAAAUAAUACAUAGAUACGCAUGUAUAUGCAUGAAUAAUUUACAUGCGAAGUAUAUCAUAGAUAUCAUUUAACGGUGUCCUAAGUAAAGAAAAUCUUUUUUAUAUGAAUCUUUAUUUUUGAUUUUGUAUUUUUCUCAGUAAAAUUCAUACUUCCAUAAUGAAAAUGCAAAUAAUGUAAAGGAACGCAUAUCGCUUCGUAAUAGAUGUAUUUGAAUAAAAUAAAUAUAAAAAUUAA
This is a messenger RNA of Vespula pensylvanica (western yellowjacket), 2075 nucleotides long. Its product is annotated as sphingosine-1-phosphate phosphatase 1-like. Gene Ontology annotation, cellular component: endoplasmic reticulum membrane. Bases 246 to 1487 code for a protein of 413 amino acids. Gene Ontology annotation, molecular function: sphingosine-1-phosphate phosphatase activity. The record is from RefSeq and is a predicted model, not a curated record. Gene Ontology annotation, biological process: phospholipid dephosphorylation; sphingosine metabolic process. The transcript has 6 exons. Lineage: Eukaryota; Metazoa; Arthropoda; Insecta; Hymenoptera; Vespidae.